Messenger RNA from Teleopsis dalmanni, 1355 nucleotides. Its product is annotated as eukaryotic translation initiation factor 2A-like. NCBI's taxonomy places the organism in Eukaryota, Metazoa, Arthropoda, Insecta, Diptera, Diopsidae. The record is from RefSeq and is a predicted model, not a curated record. The annotation marks the transcript as partial. Gene Ontology annotation, molecular function: mRNA binding; translation initiation factor activity; ribosome binding. Gene Ontology annotation, biological process: translational initiation. Gene Ontology annotation, cellular component: cytosolic small ribosomal subunit. The transcript has 4 exons.
UGGAGUCCAAAGGCUAAUGAAUUCGUUGUUGUGUAUGGUUUCAUGCCAUCCAAAGCUGCUUUAUAUAAUCUAAAAUGCGACGUUGUUUUCGAUUUUGGUGAAGGCCCUCGCAAUUGUGCAUAUUUUAAUGCCUUUGGAAAUUUAGUUGUUUUAGCUGGUUUUGGAAACUUGCCUGGUAAUGUUGAAAUAUGGGACGUUCAAAAGCGUGAAAAAUUGGUGAAUAUUAAGUGUCCUGACACUACCCAAUUUGAAUGGAAUCCAAACGGCGAGUAUUUUAUCACUGCCACUACAUCCCCGAGACUACGAAUAGGUAACGGGUUUAAGGUAUAUCAUUACUCUGGUGCAUUAAUGCACGAAACUAUUUGGCCGGUAGGACAGGAGUUAUUGGGAGUAGAAUGGCAACAGUUUCCUGAAAACACUUUCCCAGAACCUGUUAUAACAAAAGUGAAGCAGGAGGGUAUAAAAUCGAGUCAACCUGAAGCAAGCAAAAAAGCGUAUACGCCACCACAUCUUCGCCUAAUGAAGGAGGGUAAAAAUCCAGAAAAUUAUAUUCCACAACCGAAAGUCACAAUUCCAGGAAUGACAACAGGAAAUGGAGCAGCAAACAAGCGGAAUUCUUCAAAAUCAAACAAGAAUAAGUCGCGAAAUAAAAAGGAAGCUGCAGUUAUUCUUGAAGGUCCUGUUUGUGAAGUUGUAGAUAAUGCAAAUCUUGACACAACUAAAUCUGAUGAAUCUGUAAAACGUCAGCGGUCUUCAAAUACGAAUCGAAGACAACAAGCAAAAAAUAAAGCUGCAAAUCAGCAAGUUGUUGCUACAGUAAAAGAAAAUGGCAGUGAAACUGAAAUUCAACAGCAACAGCAACAGCAGCAAUUGCAACAGCAACAGCAACCAAGAAAGGUGGUUAAUGCUGAAAAGGAUAAGAAAAUACGAGUUGUUGCUAAAAAGUUAUCUGACAUUAAGAAACUUAAAGCUCGUCAAGAGCAAGGUGAAACCCUCGAAAUAAAUCAACUGAACAAAAUAUCUAUGGAAGGUAAAUUGCUUGAGGAAUUGAAGUCUUUGAAGUUAUCUGCUUAGAUUUACUUACAAGGACCUGUGGGAGCAAUUCUGUCAUUUGGCAUGAUUAACGCUCAAUUAAAUUUGUAGUGUUUAUGUGGUUUGGCGUCCAGCGUUUUCCAUUGUUUUAAAAAUUCAAAAUUAUCAUUGGUAAAUUUUCGUUUGAGUUUUGAUAUAUAUUUUGUAUGUUAAAUUAAUUUUUUUUUACUUAUAAAUUUGUAACAAAAUUAAACUAUUGUGAUUUGUGAACCAUCAGGAAUAAGCCACUAAAGAAUUAAUAAAAGUAAAUUAUUUAAUUAUAA